AUGGUGCUGUGGAGGAAAGAUGCUGGAUUUACAUGCUUGAAAGGUAACUCGAAGAAAAAGUAGUCAUUUUACAAAGAAUCAUAUGGAGGAAGCGACUUUUUCUUCGACCAGUCAACGGUUUUAGCCAUUCUUUUAUAGUUCUUACACUGUUUUCAAUUAUUCUGCUUUCUAGGUGUCAAAACAAGUUGUGUGACAUAUCAUUGGAUCGAUAUUGUACUGUCUUUGAAAAAUGUUGCUGUUUGGAGUAAUCAUGCGGUGAUAAACUUUAUAGGAAACCAUUUUGAAACAUAUUUUUGUCAAGUGUUUAUUUUUUAAAAAAUCCUCAAAAAUAGGAAUUUUGGUGUUUUAGUAGCGAAUGCGUGGUAGCUUCAAGGAAAAUGUAUCCUGCCCCCUUCCCCCCCCCAAAAAAACACAAAAACAAAACAACAAAACAACAACAAAAAAAACAACAAAAACAGGAACAUGGAACAUUUGAGAACAUCAAAAAAUUAAAUUGAUUUUUAUGGGAAAAAACUAUUAAGUAUAAUACAUGUAAAACAAUUGGACAAAAAUUUAUAAUAACAAAAUAACAUAACAUAACAUAAAAACGAAAAAUAUGGAAAAAAAGAAGAAGAAACUGAUAUCAUUUCUGAGUAUAAGAAAACAAUAUUUUGUCGCAAGUAAUUAAUUGUUGGGUGAGCGAGGGUCCAUACAAAUGACAAUGGGCAAUUCCAGAAAAUAUCCAUACCAUACCACGGACGGCUUUUAGGAUUUCCGAAGGGGAGGGGGGGUUCACGAUUAUGGAAUUCUGAGGGCAUGGGGGGUAUUUACGAUUGGAAAUCCGAAGGCAUGGGGUAAUUCCACAGGUGGGAUUUCUGGAGUAGAAAGUGUAGAGUGAGUUCCUUGAAAACGCUAUUGUUGUGGACUUUUGUAGUUCGUAAAUAAACCACGAACGUAUGACCGCGGAAGCAGAAGACAAGCAUCGAUAGAUCAGACACGUGUUUACGCUUAUAACUUAUAGAAGUGAGCAGUAAAAUGUGACUUUCACAUUAACCUUGAUGAAUUUCUUGUCACAUGAAAAAGAAAACGGAAUAUGUAUCUUACUGCUUGCAAGUUUCUUGUUACUCCCAUCCGAUGAACAGUAAAAAAACUCGCACCAGUCCCUGGCUUCCAAGGAACGCCUGUUAGAUUAGAACACUUUUCGUGCACACUACAUGACGUAUAAAAGGACGCAACACGCCUCGACGGUAUAUUUGACCACCGAAAGAUUUUAACAGUCUGAAUUUGAGCUAUUUUGCUUUGUAAACGUCAAAACAGCACAAGAAGACAAAGAGGAGUAAAAUUGCCUUUAGUGGUGUUUAUUUUUAUUGCCAAAUUCGGACCUAAAAAGGAGUUUGCACAGCCUGUCUACUAGCGGUAGGUUAGAGUCUGAAAGCUUUUCGCCUGGCGCCGCUAGAUCACAGCCUUGAGGAGGCAUAAAUUCAUGUUCGUCUGUUCAUAUAGGCGUUGCUAAGUUGAAAAUGUACUUCCAAAAAACCGGAAAUUCUGAAGGGGAGGGGGGGGUUCACGAUUAUGGAAUUCUGAGGGCAUGGGGGGAUAACGCAUUUUGGAAUUUCCGAAGGCACGGGGGGGGGGGGGUAAAACAUGGAAGCCGUCCGUGGUUGGGUAUGGAUAUUUUCUGGAAUUGCCCAAUAACGAGUGAAGGGGGUUUCAAACUUUCCACACACAGCCACCUCUCGUAUUAUUGUUUGCCAUGCGGAUUAAUAAUUUGACGGUUAUCUAUUUAUGGCUUUGCUGCUUUAAGAAGAGCUUUGUGGCUCGUGGCUUUAGACUUGAGUGGACAAGAUUUACAUUUGCAGUGAAUAGUUUCAGCGGGAGUAGUAGUGCAGUGGUGGGUUCUUACUGUUAUCAAUUAAGCCUCAAUUUCUGUCAUCUCCUGAAGUCGCAAGUGAAGUUUGCAAUCUAUUUGUCUGUUAAUCUGUUUGUUGCUUUGAUUUUUGUGAUGUUACUGGAUUUUAGUGGACAAGAUUUCAUUUUGGAAACAUUCAUACAUAGCUAUUCUCAGUGACUAGAGUUUCUUGAAUUAGAUCCUUUUGUUGAAUUGAGUUAGAAAACAAAGUUGACUAUUCAUCCCACGUAAUGGGCAAUUCCAGAAAAUAUCCAUACCCAACCACGGACGGCUUCCAUGUUUUAACCCCCCCUUGCCUUCGGAAAUUCCAAACUGCGCUACCCCCCCAUGCCCUCAGAAUUCCAUAGUCGUGAAUCCCCCCUCCCCUUCAGAAUUUCCGGUUUUUUUUGGAAGUACAUUUUCGACUUAGCAACGCCUAUAAGAACAAACGAACAUGAAUUUAUGCCUCCUCAAGGCUGUGAUCUAGCGGCGCCAGGCGAAAAGCUUUCAGACUCUAACCUACCGCUAGUAGACAGGCUGUGCAAACUCCUUUUUAGGUCCGAAUUUGGCAAUAAAAAUAAACACCACUAAAGGCAAUUUUACUCCUCUUUGUCUUCUUGUGCUGUUUUGACGUUUACAAAGCAAAAUAGCUCAAAUUCAGACUGUUAAAAUCUUUCGGUGGUCAAAUAUACCGUCGAGGCGUGUUGCGUCCUUUUAUACGUCAUGUAGUGUGCACGAAAAGUGUUCUAAUCUAACAGGCGUUCCUUGGAAGCCAGGGACUGGUGCGAGUUUUUUUACUGUUCAUCGGAUGGGAGUAACAAGAAACUUGCAAGCAGUAAGAUACAUAUUCCGUUUUCUUUUUCAUGUGACAAGAAAUUCAUCAAGGUUAAUGUGAAAGUCACAUUUUACUGCUCACUUCUAUAAGUUAUAAGCGUAAACACGUGUCUGAUCUAUCGAUGCUUGUCUUCUGCUUCCGCGGUCAUACGUUCGUGGUUUAUUUACGAACUACAAAAGUCCACAACAAUAGCGUUUUCCAGGAACUUACUCUACACUUUCUACUCCAGAAAUCCCACCUGUGGAAUUCCCCCAUACCUUCGGAUUUCAAAUCGUAAAUACCCCCCCAUGCCUUCAGAAUUCCAUAAUUGUGAAUCCCCCCUCCCCUUCGGAAAUCCUUAAAGCCGUCCGUGGUAUGGUAUGGAUAUUUUCUGGAAUCGCCCAAUCCAAAAAAAAAAAAAAACAAUUACGAGCUCUACAGAAUAAAAUAAUGACCCAUUACUGGAACUAGAACUUUUAUGGGAGGGGCUGUUGUGAUUCCCGUGAUCAUAGAGAUCAACCCAGUCUUCCUCGGCCUGUUUCAGACUCCAGACAUUACACCGACAUGCCAGACGGAACCAAAUGCGUUGUGACUGAUUUAUUCAGCUUUGACCAGACUCAUAAAUUUAGCUGCAAAACAGUGUUUACACAAAUUAAUAACAAGUCGCAUAAGCAAACUUUGAAGUGUCUUUGAAAAAUGCGGCUUGGCUUGAAAUAUAGGGAGGGAAAAGUGUUUCAGCACACAUGAGUGAAGAAAAAAAAUUGAACCGUCACACCUGGGGAUACCCAAAUCACAGUGACAGUGGCAAUCCCCAUCCUCCACCAGGCAGCCAAAAGGGGACUGUAAAUUAGCUUGAAUUUCAGCUGUCUCCUAAAGUCGCAAACUCCUCUUGCAACUCAUGGAAACAUCUGAAAUAUUAGGCUAACUGUAAACGGUAUAGAAACUCUUACGAAUGUGAAUAUUAAUGUCCACUAAAAUCCAAAGAUAGGAGCCCCUAAGCUCUUCUUAGUUUCGUAGAGCCUUGUCUGGAAGUACUUCAUUUCAACUUUCAGAAAGUAAUGAACUUUAAGUAAGCAAAUGUUUGUUGUAUAUAGGAAGACUAUGUUGGCUUGACAUGAAGUACUUACCGACUUGGCUUGACAUGAAUACUUACCGACAUUUAAGACCAUCGCAGAGCUGUAAAUCAUUAAUGGAUAACUGUCAAAUAGCUUCAAAUAAUUAAACUCAUUGCAUACAUGAUAAGAAGAGGUGGCUGUGUGACUGAAAGCUUGAAAACCCCCUUCCCUGUUUUGUUAUUGCCACUUUGUGAUCAGGCAAGACUGGGAACUAACAUCUGUCUCGCAUGGCUCACAUGAUGACUCGCAUGACUCGCAUGACUCGCUGGCUCGCAGUUUGUCAAGACCCCUUCCUUGCGUCCCAUUUUUAAUAUUAUUUUGAUUUUAGAGGCAAGUCUUCACUUAUUACUGUCAUUUGCAAGGACCCUCACUCGCCCAACAAAUUAAUUGCGACAGAAUAUUGUUCUCUCAUGCUCGGAGAUGAUACCAGUUUCUUUUUUCUUUCUUUAAUCAUUUUAGUUUUUAUGUUAUGUUAUUUUUAUUCAUUUUGUUAUUAUAAAUUUUUACAAAAUUGAAUUAUUCUUCUUUUUAUUCUUAUUAUUAUUAAUUUAUUUAUGAAAUAUUUUUUUCAUGUUCCUGAAUGUUCCGAAUUUUGUCAACGCCUGACCAAAGAGACUAGGUCCAUUUUUUACUUCAUACCAUCAAGAUCGAUGCCAAGAAAUUAAAUUCUUCGUUGGUAGUAUUUUUAGCAGCUCUUACCUUCCCAGAAAUUUGCCAGUUAAAGGGUUAAACAAGGAAUAUUACAUUUGAAGCGCGGUUCUUGUGUUACAAAACAGUUCUGUUGAGACGCACUUGCUUCGAGAAUAUUGUACUUUUGCACAGCCCUUGUUUUGCUUUUAAGCUUCUGGGACGAUGAGGUCGAGGAGUAUUACAUUUAAAGCUUGCUUGUUUUGGUUUAUGGCGCAUAGAACAAGGAAUAUUACUGUUGAAGCAUUCUACUGGUCCUUGUUUGAAUUUCUUUAUGGCUUAUCUAGCUUUGUAUGACGAGGAAUUUAUGGUUAGCAUCAGUACUUGUGAUGCUUUUCUAGAUAUCUAACAUGGGGGAAUACUGGAACUUAGACAGCCUUUACGUUAGCACAAAGUUUUACAUAGAUUGAGUGUACUAUUCCGUUCGGUUUGUCAAGUUAUUUUACUCACAAACUAUCCAGUGCUUUUAUGAUCACCUUUUAUACUAAGUGCCAGUAAAAGUACAAGCACACUUGUAUAAAUUCAGGGCCCAGCAUCUUACAGACUCGCUUACAGGAUAGCCCAGCUUAAAAAGCAAACUGAGUCAUAAGUUGCAGCUUUUACUAUUUUUUUUAUAAUUCACUUAAUAUAAUACACUGUGAUAAUUCAGCAGCUGUUUAUUUUUAUCAAUAAAGGGAGUGCUGCUCAUCCUCUUAGUAUGCAUGCACUUAUACUCCUGUUUUGGCUUUCAGCAAUUUACAAUUUUAGGUUCACUGCUGUUUAUGUUCAUGGUCACUUCAACACCAUUGUGAUUUCAGUGUCCUGCUAUAUGAACCUACAGCUGUAGCAAAAUGUGUAGCCUUCUAUCAUUAUCUCCAGGAGAUGCAACCAUGUCAACCUCCUGACAGCACUCCACUGACUCAGCAUAUGACCUUACGCAGUUGCAAUUUCCUUUUUUCCAGGCUCCAAGGACCCCCAACUGGCACAGCAACUUCAAGAAGAAAUUUAUCAGUACCUGCACUUUCACACCUUUGCUGAGGGCACUAAAGCAUCGUAUCACACCCACAGGACUAGUUAUCUCUGGUUUUGUGAGCAUAUA
Messenger RNA from Porites lobata, 5561 nucleotides. NCBI's taxonomy places the organism in Eukaryota, Metazoa, Cnidaria, Anthozoa, Scleractinia, Poritidae. The record is from the annotation of a GenBank genome assembly.